ACCAUUAAUACAGCAAUCUGUCGGGGAGCCGUGGAGAAGUGGCUUCUCCAGGUACAAGACGUCAUGCUGCUUUCCGUUCACGACGUUAUUGCGGCAUCUCGAGAGGCCUACGAUUCUGAUCGUCGCGAUCAGUGGGUGUUGGAGUGGCCUGGUCAAGUUGUCUUGUGUGUGUCACAAAUAUUUUGGACCUUGGAGGUGGCUGAGUCCCUGGACUUCGGCACAGAGGGUCUUGCUGUCUACAAGACCCGCUUGGACGAGCAGAUUGCGGCCAUUGUUAGGUUGGUGCGUGGCAAACUUAGCGCCGAAGAGCGUAUCACUCUGGGAGCCUUGGUCGUCAUUGAUGUUCACGCGAGAGAUGUUGUUGCAGACAUGGUAUCCAAGGAGGUCAACGAUGAGAAUGAUUUCAAUUGGCUAUCUCAACUUCGCUAUUACUGGGAAGAGGAUAAUGUCUUGGUCCGACUGACGAAUGCCACUGUGCGUUACGCCUACGAGUAUCUGGGCAAUACACCACGUCUUGUAAUCACACCGCUGACAGACAGAUGCUACCGUACGCUGAUUGGAGCAUAUCACUUACACUUGAAUGGCGCGCCCGAAGGACCAGCCGGAACCGGAAAGACAGAGACAACGAAAGAUCUUGCGAAGGCGCUUGCUGUUCAAUGCGUUGUCUUCAACUGUUCCGACGGUCUGGAUUAUAUCGCUAUGGGAAAGUUUUUCAAGGGCCUGGCAUCGUCCGGCGCUUGGGCCUGCUUCGAUGAGUUUAACAGAAUCGAGUUGGAGGUCUUGUCGGUCAUCGCACAGCAGGCAAGUAUAAAUCUGAUGCUAAUGGCUGUGCAGGCCCACCUUGAAACGUUCGAAUUCGAGGGAACUAUGCUCUCACUUAACCCCAACUGCUAUGUCUGCAUCACCAUGAAUCCAGGGUAUGCUGGCCGAUCAGAGUUGCCGGAUAAUUUGAAGGUCCUUUUCCGACCGGUUGCCAUGAUGGUGCCCGAUUACGCAAUGAUCGGUGAAAUCUCACUCUACUCCUUCGGUUUCAUGGACGCCCGAAAUUUGGCCGUGAAAAUCGUCACCACCUACCGUCUGUGUUCGGAACAGUUGUCCUCACAGUCCCAUUACGAUUACGGUAUGCGAGCCGUGAAGGCCGUGUUGCAAGCAGCAGGCAACUUGAAACUCAAGUUCCCUGAGGAGGAUGAGAACAUUUUGCUCCUGCGUUCAAUCAUGGACGUCAACAUGCCCAAGUUCUUGUCUCAUGAUAUCCCCCUCUUCAGGGGUAUCAUUUCGGACCUUUUCCCUGGUGUUGUUCUUCCAAAGGCUGAUUAUACCAUUUUCCUAAACGAGGUCACUGAGGUCUGUAAGGCUACUGGACUGCAAGACGUGGAUGUCUUCACUGAGAAGAUCAUUCAGACCUACGAAAUGAUGAUUGUGAGACACGGAUUUAUGCUUGUCGGCAUGCCCUUGGGAGGGAAAACAAAAGUUCUCCAUACCCUGGCGCAAACUAUGACCAAUCUGGCUGCGAAGGGCAACGCUGAAUAUCCGAAGGUGCUUUACCGGACAAUCAACCCCAAAUCCAUCACCAUGGGACAGCUUUUUGGUCAGUUUGACCCAGUUUCUCACGAGUGGACGGACGGGGUUACGGCCAACACCUUUCGCGAAUACGCCUCAAUGGAGUCCUCUGAUCGAAGUUGGGUUAUCUUCGACGGGCCAGUUGACACCCUGUGGAUUGAGAGCAUGAACACUGUGCUGGAUGAUAACAAGAAGCUCUGUCUCAUGUCGGGUGAGAUCAUUCAAAUGUCCAAAACGAUGAGCCUCAUCUUCGAGACAAUGGAUCUGCUGCAGGCGUCAGUGAGUUCCGGGAUAUUUGCUGCCGUUUUUAUUUAG
Molecule: messenger RNA, 1875 nt
Organism: Dibothriocephalus latus
Lineage: Eukaryota; Metazoa; Platyhelminthes; Cestoda; Diphyllobothriidea; Diphyllobothriidae
Source: the annotation of a GenBank genome assembly